AUGAGCAACACCCCACGAGCAAACUUGAGCCUAGGGACCCCAGGAGGCGGCGGGCAAAGCGCACGCCGAAGGGGAGCGGGGCUGCCUGUGGAGAUCUUCAAGGCCGACAGGAUUCAUCGAACAAACCAUGAAAGAUCCAAGUCAGCAGUAAGCCCAAGCAUCAUCAAUGACGAUGUGAUUAUUAACGGUCAUUCUCAUGAAGAGGAUAAUCCAUUUGCAGAGUACAUGUGGAUGGAAAAUGAAGAGGAAUUCAACAGACAAAUAGAAGAGGAGUUGUGGGAAGAAGAAUUUAUUGAACGCUGUUUCCAAGAAAUGCUGGAAGAGGAAGAAGAACAUGAAUGGUUUAUUCCAGCCCGAGAUCUCCCACAAACUAUGGACCAAAUCCAAGACCAGUUUAAUGACCUUGUUAUCAGUGAUGGCUUUUCUCUGGAAGAUCUUGUGGUGAAGAGCAAUCUGAAUCCCAAUGCAAAGGAGUUUGUUCCUGGGGUGAAGUACUGA
Molecule: messenger RNA, 498 nt
Organism: Rattus rattus (black rat)
Lineage: Eukaryota; Metazoa; Chordata; Mammalia; Rodentia; Muridae
Product: polyadenylate-binding protein-interacting protein 2-like
Exons: 2
Coding region: 1-498 (165 amino acids)
Biological process (GO): negative regulation of translational initiation
Cellular component (GO): cytoplasm
Molecular function (GO): mRNA regulatory element binding translation repressor activity
Source: RefSeq, a predicted model, not a curated record